Messenger RNA from Aspergillus oryzae RIB40, 1350 nucleotides. RefSeq lists its product as uncharacterized. Gene Ontology annotation, molecular function: transmembrane transporter activity. The transcript has 9 exons. Bases 1 to 1350 code for a protein of 449 amino acids. Lineage: Eukaryota; Fungi; Ascomycota; Eurotiomycetes; Eurotiales; Aspergillaceae. Gene Ontology annotation, biological process: transmembrane transport. The record is from RefSeq and is a predicted model, not a curated record. Gene Ontology annotation, cellular component: membrane.
AUGGGAGAUACGAAAGACAAUGUCAUCAGUGAGCAAAGCUCUGUCCAUGAUGACAGGAAGGACAAUACUCUUCACUAUGCAAGUCGUGGCCAGGCUCUCAGCGAUGAGAGCACUGGUGCUGGCGAUAUUGCGGGAUUUGAUGCCGAGUGGAUGAGGGCACGAACCUCCCUAACUGCCGACGAAGAGAAGAAGUUAUUGCGUCGGGUUGAUUGGCAUAUUAUGCCUCUUUGUGCGAUAAUGUUCCUGCUGAAGAAUAUAGAUUCCGAAAAUGUCGCGAAUGCAAAGAUCAUGAACAAGGGAACAGACCGAAAUAUUCUGACACAACUCGGCAUGACCACGGAUCAAUAUAAUCUCGUUACGGUUCUCUAUUAUAUCAGUUGGGGAAUUGCCCUAGCCUGCCAUGCAGCAGUCAAAAAUAAAGAAGGACUGUACGCGGUGCGCUUCCUCCUGGGCUUAUUUGAAGCUGGGUUGUUUCCUGGAGUUAUUCUUCAAUUAUGCUACUGGUAUAGGCCUGAUGAGAUGUCGCUACGAUUGCUUUACUUUUUUUCUGGAUCUCAUGGACUAUCUGGUUGGCAAUGGCUCUUUCUAACAGAGGGUGUUAUCACCGUCGCGUUCGGCAUAUCUCUGAUAUUCAUAUUUCCUGAUUUCCCUCCUCAAGCCAAAUGGCUUACCGACAAAGAAAAAGCGUUCAUCCAAGCCCGAUUACCAGGCAAUGCACCCCGAGCCGAAGAGAUCAACUUCAACUUCCGCGAAAUCCUCGACUCACUGAGAGACCGCCGUCUAUGGCUUUUUACCCUAAUAUGGGCCUUCUUUACCGUGGGAACGCACGGUCUACGGUUCUACCAACCGACCGUGAUCGCCAACCUAGGGUUCACGGACAUUGCAACAUCCCAGCUUCUCAACAUCCCUACCUCCGUCCUCACAGUCAUCUGCAUCGGCGUUUUCGGUAUUUGGGCUGACAGCUCCCGUCUUCCCCGACCUCUUUACCCACUGUCUUUUCUGGCCGUCAUUCUAGCCUGUUACGGUGUCCUCUACAGCUUCCCCAGCAACGGCGCCGUCUAUGCCGUGACUGUCAUCGCCAAUGCACUAGGCAGCGCGUGGUACCCGUUGAUGUGGCCGUGGCGCGUACAAACCACGAGCCGUGCGACUGGCUCGGCCUUCUCCAUAAAGGCGUGGAGAGGCCAGGAGUAUAAUUGUCUGUCGGUAGUCCAACAAUUGUCCGGUGAAGCAAUAGCUCGUUCACAGUGCAUCUCUCGUUCGAUAAGACCAGCUUCAAAUAUAGUUCCAGGUGACGCUCAUCUCCAUAUCUUUGCCAUCAGCUCCGUCUGGCCAGAAGUUCGUAAAGACUGA